Molecule: messenger RNA, 1817 nt
Organism: Athalia rosae (coleseed sawfly)
Lineage: Eukaryota; Metazoa; Arthropoda; Insecta; Hymenoptera; Athaliidae
Gene: pelo
Product: protein pelota
Exons: 9
Coding region: 391-1557 (388 amino acids)
Biological process (GO): nuclear-transcribed mRNA catabolic process, non-stop decay; nuclear-transcribed mRNA catabolic process, no-go decay; nonfunctional rRNA decay
Cellular component (GO): cytoplasm
Source: RefSeq, a predicted model, not a curated record
UCUUCAGUGCUCUACGGUGCUCUGCUGUGGUUAUGUCUUAUUGAAGUAUGUUACUUAUAUUUUUUGCUCGAAAAGUUCUCGCCAUGCCUCGAGUUCUGACGAAAACACUAUAGAAAUUUAAAAGAGUUCAAUGCCAUCGACUUGAUCAGGAAUAGAUGACAUUUACCACAUUUUUCAUGAUGGAGCUAAUUUUUUUCUAACUCGAAUAACAUGUGAUAUCAUUGACGAUCAUAUCGAUUUUCAAUUACUUGCGAUAGCAAGCAACCUGUUAAAAACGUGAAAGAACAUAUGGCCGGUCAGAGUUAGGCCAAGUAUAACCUCAACGAGAAUAAUCAGAAUGUUUAACUUUAGGCUGUGAAUAGUGUAUAAUUAAUAUAAUUAUUUUUUAAAAUGAAAUUGCUGUCAAAAGUUAUUGACCGGGAUGGUGACGGUAACGUCACUAUGAUCCCAGAAGAACCAGAAGAUCUAUGGCAUGCAUAUAAUCUAAUAAGUGAAGGAGAUUCUGUACGUGGAUCUACCAUCAGAAAAGUACAGACGGAAUCAUCAACUGGAAGUUCUUCCAGCAAUAGAGUGAGAACUGUGCUAACAAUAAAAGUUGAAUCUAUAGAUUUUGAUACACAAGCUUGUAAACUGAGAUUGAAGGGACGAAACAUCGAAGAAAAUCAGUAUGUCAAGAUGGGUGCUUAUCACACAUUAGAUUUGGAGCAGAACAGAAAAUUCACACUUUUCAAGUCAGAGUGGGAUUCAAUUGCAUUGGAAAGAGUGGACACAGCGUGCGAUCCUACUCAGAGCGCUGACUUGGCUGCAGCCAUAAUGCAGGAUGGAAUCGCUCAUAUUUGUCUUUUGACUUCCAACAUGACUCUGGUUCGGGCAAAAAUAGAUCAAAAUAUCCCAAGAAAACGUAAAGGAAACGUAUCACAACACGAAAAGGGGUUGGCUCGCUUUUACGAAAGCGUAAUGCAAGCCAUUUUACGCCAUGUUAAUUUUGACAUAGUAAAGUGCGUCCUGAUUGCUAGUCCAGGUUUUGUCAAGAAUCAAUUUAUGGACUAUAUGCUCCAAGAAGCUUCAAGGACCGAUAAUAAAGUUAUCUUAGAUAACAAGGCCAAAUUCAUGCUUGUGCACGCAAGUUCUGGCUUCAAACACUCGUUGAGAGAGGUAUUGGCAGAUCCAGCAGUUGUGAGUCGUGUGGCUGAUACUAAAGCAGCAAGUGAAGUCCGAGCAUUGGAAGCGUUCUACACGCUCUUACAAACUGAAUCAGCACGAGCAUUUUACGGAAAAAGACACGUUGAGAAAGCCAACGAGGCACAGGCAAUUGAGACCUUGCUAAUUUCGGAUAAAUUGUUUAGAUGCCAAGAUAUAGCAUUGCGGAAACAAUACGUUAACCUAGUAGACAGUGUCCGAGAAUCCGGUGGCGACGUUAAAAUUUUCUCCAGCAUGCAUGUGUCGGGUGAACAAUUGGAUCAAUUAACCGGGGUGGCUGCGUUACUACGGUUUCCAAUGACGGAAUUAGAAGAUGAAAGUGAAGGAAGUGAAUCGGAAAACGAGGGAGAAGAGUAAAACAAACUCACGUGUUAUAGGUGUCCUUUUUCAAUCAUGUCUGAAGGUGUGAUCGAUAUAACAUAUUUAUCUAGGUUACUAAUUAAUUGAACUUAGGAUGGAAUUAUUUAUUAUUGAACGUAUAUCCAACCUACUGGCAAAUGAAUUAUUUUAAUACAAUGUAUAUUGCGGAUUGUACAUCAGCUUUCCAAUGUUAAUGGAUAGAUAAUUAUCAGUUGAUGUGGUGACUAGUACCAUUCAAUAUAUUACUUACGAUACUA